AUGAAGGUCUCUGCAGCGCUUCUGUGGCUGUUGCUCACGGCAGCCACCUUCAGCUCCCAGGUGUUUGCUCAGCCAGCUUUUGUCCCACGUACCUGCUGUUUUACCCUGACCAAUAGGAAGAUCCCUAUUCAGCGACUAGAGAGCUACAGAAAAAUCAGCAGCAGCAAAUGUCCCCGGAAAGCUGUGAUCUUCAAGACCAAACUGAACAAGGAUAUCUGUGCUGAUCCCAAGGAGAAGUGGGUCCAGAAUUACAUAAAGUACCUGGAUCAAAAAUCCUCAACUUCAAAGCCAUAA
Molecule: messenger RNA, 294 nt
Organism: Carlito syrichta (Philippine tarsier)
Lineage: Eukaryota; Metazoa; Chordata; Mammalia; Primates; Tarsiidae
Gene: CCL11
Product: C-C motif chemokine ligand 11
Exons: 3
Coding region: 1-294 (97 amino acids)
Biological process (GO): cellular response to interleukin-1; positive regulation of GTPase activity; neutrophil chemotaxis
Cellular component (GO): extracellular region
Molecular function (GO): CCR chemokine receptor binding; chemokine activity
Source: RefSeq, a predicted model, not a curated record